UAAACACCCCCCCGCGGGAUCGAUUGCAAGAUCGACACCUCUUUUAUUUUUUUGGAGGAGAGUGUAAAGCCUUGCGAGGGAGGCCUGAUCCGAGAGGAGAUCCACCCAUCCUCAGAGCGAUCAAGUGAAGGCUAUGGUUCUCCCACUGGAGCUCCUCCUUGCUCCGCCGUCCUUUCCCAUCAGCUCCGGCCCACAGCUGGGAUUUCUCUGCCUUCUCACUCGCCUGCCUACCGAAAAGGAAUUUUUUCCCCCCCUUUUGGUAAAGCUCCAGUGGUGACCCGAUCCACCGUCCAUCCUGGUCGAAAAAUCAACAUUCAUUGAGAAGUCUCAAAGAAAUACACCACGUGAGGGGGGGUGGGGGGGUGGUGGGAGAAACUGGGAGAAGAUCGGAAUAAUAUCGCUUUUUCCUAUGGUAAAACUGGUGCCCCUCUUCAGAAGAACUGGUCUCAAAUUAUUAUUAUGCAACCACGAAGAUCGGUUCCUUCUCAGGGGGUCUAAGCUACUGGAUUGCUUUUCGCCCAAAUCAAUGUGGUUUCUUUGGAACAUAUUCAGCAAAGGAACGCAUAUGCUGCAGUGUCUUUGUGGCAAGAGUCUUAAGAAAAACAAGAACCCAACUGAUCCCCAGCUCAAGGGCAUAGUGACAAGGUUGUAUUGCAGGCAAGGCUACUACUUGCAAAUGCACCCUGAUGGAACUCUCGAUGGAACCAAGGAUGACAGCAGUAAUUCUACAUUAUUCAACCUCAUACCAGUGGGACUUCGAGUUGUUGCGAUCCAGGGGGUAAAGACAGGGUUGUAUAUAGCCAUGAACGGAGAAGGUCACCUCUACACAUCAGAACUUUUUACUCCUGAAUGCAAGUUUAAAGAGUCUGUUUUUGAAAACUAUUAUGUAAUCUACUCAUCCAUGCUGUACAGACAACAAGAAUCUGGUAGGGCGUGGUUCCUGGGGCUCAAUAAGGAAGGCCAAGUUAUGAAGGGUAACAGAGUGAAGAAAACAAAGCCAGCAGCUCAUUUUCUACCUAAGCCGUUGGAAGUGGCCAUGUACCGAGAACCGUCUCUGCACGAUGUGGGCGAAACAGUGCCGAAGACCGGGGUGACGCCAAGUAAAAGCACAAGUGCUUCUGCAAUAAUGAAUGGAGGCAAACCAGUGAACAAGAGCAAGACGACAUAGCCAGAUCCUCACAGGUGUCAUGACUUCCUGCACCCGUGCGCAGUUGAGCGACUUAUCCCUGCCAGACUAACGGGCACCGGUAGCUGAGGAUCAGCUGGAAGGAAGCGAACGCUUGCUCUUGGCUGUUUCUGACCUAACUUGUUGCAGGGGGAUAAAUCUCAACAUGUUGUUCCACCCCAACAAGAAGACACCUGGAUUACCAGCUAAACUCAGACCCCCUACCAGAUAUGGAAUGCCUUUUUACUCUCUUUUCUGUAACUGUGACACUUCAUGUGAAUGACAUCUUUCACAAGUUCACUCGAUACUUUGCCUGCCGACAGUAACCAUAAUCCUUUUUUUCAGCCCAGUAUCCGCGAAAUCCAUGUGUUUCAGUUUGAUUUGGUAGCACACAGAUAAUCUCAAGUGAUUUCUAGUUAGAUGCUGUACACCUGUGCUAUUCUGAAUUUCUCUUCUCCCUUUUUUUUCCCCACCAAGCUGCUUGCCUCCGCUGUCUGUGACCUUUUGCAGGGAUGUGUUUCUCUAUAAUUGAAAUGUUGCAGGUGGCUUAGUUCUGAAAGCAAUCAGGGAAUCAGGAAGCCUUCAAAAUUUAUUAUUAUAAAUUGCAUCUAGCAAGAAUAGGGUCAUUGUCUCUGACUUCCAAUAUUGAUUAACCACAAUACACUUUAAUAACAGAUUCCAUGCUCCCGAGGUUGGCAUUGUUGUGGAGGGAGAUAGGUCAAACACAAUCAACGGAGAGUUUUCUGAGACAGGUGUUUGACACCCCCUGGUAGUUUCUGUGUGUGUGUGUGUGUGUGUGUGUGUGUGUGUGUGUGUCUGUACGUGUGCAUGUAUGUGCGUGUGCGUAUGUAUGUGGUGUGUUUUAUACAUAUCACAAGCUUACUGGUAGGGUAACAUUUGCCUUGGCCAGCAAGCAGACCUGCUUAUUUUGGAGAAAGUGGGUCCAAAGAACUCUGUAGGCCUUGUAGGCCUGAAUUAAGGCUCAUUUUUCAUCAACUAACCCUCAUGAUCUGAAAAACAGUAAUUCUGACCAACAAGAACUUGCCUACCUAAAUCCAUUUCAAAUAUAAUCCCUUCCUGUUUUUAAUGAACUGAACUUAAUGCCAUCACGAGUUCUGGCUGUGUUCCCCUCUUGCUCAGCCGAGUAUGGCCAAGGGGGCUGUUGUGUGGUUUUCUUGUAGCACCAGUGUUAGGAUUAGUUCUGAAUUAGACUUUAAUAUUUCUGGUGUUUAAUGAUGAGCUUUUAAACUGGACAUAGAAAAAAAAAAUCUUUU
Messenger RNA from Tachyglossus aculeatus (Australian echidna), 2439 nucleotides. RefSeq names its product fibroblast growth factor 14 (gene FGF14). Lineage: Eukaryota; Metazoa; Chordata; Mammalia; Monotremata; Tachyglossidae. Gene Ontology annotation, biological process: positive regulation of cell population proliferation; animal organ morphogenesis; fibroblast growth factor receptor signaling pathway. Bases 410 to 1168 code for a protein of 252 amino acids. The record is from RefSeq and is a predicted model, not a curated record. The transcript is spliced from 6 exons. Gene Ontology annotation, molecular function: growth factor activity; fibroblast growth factor receptor binding. Gene Ontology annotation, cellular component: cytoplasm.